This is a messenger RNA of Fraxinus pennsylvanica, 642 nucleotides long. The record is from the annotation of a GenBank genome assembly. NCBI's taxonomy places the organism in Eukaryota, Viridiplantae, Streptophyta, Magnoliopsida, Lamiales, Oleaceae.
AUGCAGCAACCAGGGCAAAUGUUUCCAGUUACGCCUUCAUUUCCUCCUACUAACAUCACCACUGAGCAGAUUCAGAAGUACCUUGACGAGAACAAGAAAUUGAUAUUGGCGAUUUUGGACAAUCAGAAUCUUGGAAAACUUGCUGAAUGUGCCCAGUACCAGGCUCAACUUCAAAAGAAUUUGAUGUAUUUGGCAGCAAUUGCCGAUGCUCAAUCGCAGACACCUGCGAUGCCUCCCCAGAUGGUUCCGCACCCAGCAAUGCAACAAGGAGGGUUUUACAUGCAGCAUCCUCAAGCUGCAGGCAUAGGUCAGCAGCCAGGUAUGUUUCCCCAAAGAGCGUCCUUACAGUUCAAUAAUCUACAUCAAAUGCAAGACCAGCAGCAGCAUCUAUCCCAACAUCACUCCCAGCCACAAGCCAUGCAAGCUCACAUGGGUAUGCGGCCUGCUGGGGCUAGUAAUGGCAUGCACCUCACAAAUAACGACGCUACUCUUGGAGGGAGUGGCCUGGUUUUGAAUUCCGGCCUAGCUGAUAUACGUGGAGGAAGUAAGCAAGAUAACCCUGCGGAAGGGUCCUCUGGAGCCAAUGGGCAGGGAACCUCAGAUGCUGCACAUGGUGGUGGAGAUGGAGAGGAAGCUAAAUAA